This is a messenger RNA of Paramecium sonneborni, 2319 nucleotides long. The record is from the annotation of a GenBank genome assembly. Lineage: Eukaryota; Ciliophora; Oligohymenophorea; Peniculida; Parameciidae.
AUGAAGUACUCAAUAUAGAGUAAAUACAUACUUUACAAAGAUCAAUUAAUAAGUGGAUAUGUAUGUAUAGAAGGUGAGUUUAUCAAAUAUAUAUUACAUGAACCAAAUGAAUUAUUAAAUGAAUACCCUAUUAAAUAUGUCUAUGAAAAUCAAGUGCUUAUGGCAGCAGCUAUAGAUACUAAUGUAUCAUUAAGUAUGUGGAAUCAUAUUGAAGAAUUUACUAAGUAAGAACUUUACACUAAAAGAUUGGCAAUUGUUGGAGGUACAUCUUUGAUUGUGAACAAACCUUACUAACUGAAUUUAGAUAUGGAUGCAAAUGAAACCUACCAGAUCCAAAUCCAAUAAUUAUCAUUGAAAUCAUAAACUGAUUUUAUUUAAAUGGCCAAAAUUAUACAUAAAGAGGAUGUACACACUCAAGUCCUAUAUUUGCAUAGAUCGAUUAAUUAAUGAAGCAAGGCGCAUUUUGUUUCGAUUCUUAUUUAUUGCCAUCCUAUACCGGAACAUAUUUUAAAGAUCUAUAGUAAUUACAAUAAGUUUUAUAAUUAUUGCCAUCCUAUGCAUCUCUAUUUAUACACACUUAAACUACUGUAGAUAAAGAUCUAGGUAUUACUUCACCAUUUAGGAGUAAAUCCUUUCCUGAAAGAUUAAAUAUUACGUAAUUAGAUUUAGUUGAUGCAGAUGGAGUUUCAGGAUCAUGUAUUAGUGAUGAUGAAAACUUAUUAAAUGAUGAUCCAAAAUAUUUGUAAUAAAUGGAUUACCUUGAUGAAAGUAAUUCUCCUAUUAAAGAAAUAGGUAUUAUAUCUAUUAUAAAUGAAUCUAGUUAAAAAAUAUAAAAAUUCAGAUGAAUAAAGAAUCUAAGAAUUCGAUUAUUAAUAUGAUACUCCUUAAUCUCCAAAAUUAUAAUCUAAUAUCUAUAAAUUAAAAUCUAAAUAGAUUACUGAACAAUCAUAAAUUUCUCUAAUAAGUAGAGCUGAACUUAUAACUUAUAAAGAGGCUCCUAAAAUGGAAUAAAAUUAUAAAUUCCCUUAUGAUGAUUCAGAUAGUAUAUAAUCAUAAUAACAACAAUAACAAUAGUAAUAGUAAUUAAAAUAACAAUAUCCAUCAUAUAAGUUAGAAACUAAACUUUCCACAUAAGAUUAAGAAUCACCUCUAGGAUCAAAAAAGGAUUCUAACUAAUAAGACUCAAAUCAAAAACAUAGUCCAUAAAUGUCAAUUCAAUCUUCAGAUUUAUCUUCACCAGAAAGUUUGUCCUUAAAAUCUGAAUGUCGAUUAAGAUCAAGAGCUUAAACAACCUAAGGACUUUUAUAAAGAAGAUAAUCAAAAACUGGAUUUGCUUUAGUCUUACAUUAAGUUGAAGAUAAAUCAAAUGGUAAACAUGGAUCUGGGGAUAUGUUACUAUUAAACUUUUCAGAAUCGAGACCUAGAUAAAAUUAAAAUAAUAACAAUAGGUUCAAUAAAGAUUAUCUAUGUUUUUUAGCCUUUAGACCUGCUACUUGGGAAAAAUUUGCUAUUUAAAAAGUUAAAAAAGUAAUCAAAUAAUAAUUUAAAUGCAACAUUAUUUUUAAUGGAUUUUCUUCUUCCUUUUCUUUAGUAGAAAUAAAAGAACUUCUCAAUAAUUAAAUAUUUAGUGAUAUUGGAUAUCCUUAUCUUUUAUUAGAUAGUGAUGAUAUAAGUGAUGGGGUUACUAAAUUUAAAUCUGAUCCUCCCAUUCGAUAAAAAUAUAAUAAAUAAUUAUUAUAAAAAGCAAUAUCAUAAAAUAAUUGGAUUAGUAGUAUUUCAAGUUCACAUCUAUAUGUUAAUGGUUUAUAUAAAUUUGAAGAAUAAGGAGACUUUCGAAAAGCUGUCAGUGGAUUGUGUAGUUUAGGAUGCACUUUUUAAGCCUUAUGGACUUUGUUAUUUUGUAAAAAAAAUCAAGAUCCAAACAUUAUUAAAUAGGUUUUUUAUAAUUAAGAUAAAAAUAAUUCUAAAUAUAAAAGAAUGGUAUUAAAACUUAUCUAAUUAUAACAACUUGUAUCUACUGGACCAGCAUAAUAUUUAAAUCUCAAAGAUAGAGGUUGUAUAGAAGUUGGAAAAGUAGCCGAUUUAGUUGUAUUUGAUCCAUUAAAGGCAUGGAAAUUGAAUUUCGAAAAAAUCAAUCACAUCUUUACUUUUUCAACUGAUAAACACAUUUUUAAAAAUAGACUAUUUUUAGGAUCAGUGGAUUCAGUGUUUAUUAGAGGUAUUUAAUUCAUUUUAAUAUUAGGUGAAAAUAUUUUACAUUAAGAAAAUCAAAUUAUAUCUAUUUAAAAUAGAAAAGGAAUUUAAAUAAUAUAGAAAUGA